AUGAACACUGCAGUGGUGGCCAGCCUGGCCACCCUGCUCCCCAUGGCGGCCAUUGCGGCGGCAGCCACGGUUGGCCGCCUGCUGUGGCGGCGCAAGCUGCGCCGGAAGGCGGUUGCUGAGCGGCUGGAGACACAAGGCCUGCUGCAGCGAGCUGGGAGGGCGGAGGGCGGCAGGCGCGGCGGCUCGGGGGACAGGAAGCGGGCGCGGCUGACGGCCAUGCUGCGUGCCCAGCUGGGCAGCGACCGCCGCCGCGGCAUCGAGAUGCUGCCCAUAGAAGUGCUGCCCAGCGGCCUGGCCCACCAGCUGGGCGUGCUGCAGGACCAGGAGAAGGAAGCAGGCUCAGAGGCAGCUCUCCUCACGAGGGCAGGUGCAGCAGACUUGGAGCAGGGCAUCGCGGCGCAGCUGGCCCGGGCUGCAGAUUCUGCUACCACCAGCCAGGCUUGGGGCCCGGUGGCACCAUCCCUGCGCAUGUCGGCUCGGGAUCUGGAGUUUGUGGCGGAUGCCGAUGGGCAGCUGCUGGAGCUGGGGGAGGGUGGCCAUGCUGUAGUGUACCUGGCACACAUGCAGGGGGUGGAGGUGGCGGUGAAGGUGUUUGAGCUGCAGCCGGUGCUCGACCCGCACACGGCGUGGCGGGAGGUGUCGCUGCUGCGCCAGUGCGCCCACGCUCGCAUCGUGCCGCUGUUUGGAGUGGCACUCAGGGGCUCGCUGCUGAUGCUGGCGAUGGAGCUAAUGCGGGGCGGCAGCCUGCGGGUGGCGCUGCAGGAUGCAGAGCUGCGGCGGCGCCUGCGCUGGGAGGCGGGGGGCCGGCAGGUGGCGCUGGAUGUGGCGGAAGGGCUGCACCACCUCCACACAACACAGCGAGUCAUGCACGGCGGCAUCGAGGCGGGCAAUGUGCUGCUGGACAGCGAUCUCCGGGCCUGCCUUGGAGACAUGAGCAUGGCGCGGAUGGUGGGCAGCAAGGCACGCAGCGCGGCGGGCUUCUGCUGCACGCACGCAGCCCCCGAGCAGCUGAUGGGGUACCGCUGCACCCUGGCGGCCGACAUGUACGGCUUUGGCAUCCUGCUGGUGGAGCUGACCACUCAGUGCGUGGUGGACAGGCGCGGCGAGUGGCGCCUGCCACGCGUGCCGGACGAGUGCCCUCAGGCGGUGCUGGCGCUGAUCGAGGACUGCGUCGUGGCCGACCCGCUGCGCCGCUGCACGGCGGCCGAGGCGCUGCGGCGGCUGGAGGUGCUGGACAGUUGCUGA
Messenger RNA from Chlorella variabilis, 1245 nucleotides. RefSeq lists its product as hypothetical. The record is from RefSeq and is a predicted model, not a curated record. Gene Ontology annotation, biological process: protein phosphorylation. Bases 1 to 1245 code for a protein of 414 amino acids. The transcript has 8 exons. Lineage: Eukaryota; Viridiplantae; Chlorophyta; Trebouxiophyceae; Chlorellales; Chlorellaceae. Gene Ontology annotation, molecular function: protein kinase activity; ATP binding.